GUGUGUGUGUUUAUUAGUAAACCUUGCAGAUCGCUUGUGCUUGGUGUUAAUCAUGUCCUCAACUUCAUCAUAUCUCGUGCACAUAAUCAAAACACUUUUCUCUGCAGGACUCCGGGGACCACAGGAGGAGGCAGCAGAGCCCAACUGGACUAGCCGAGCAGCGCAUCAUCCUCUGCGGGUGGAGGACUGGCUGUCGAGUCGCAUGGAGAAGAGGUAUGAAGAGCUGGUGCACUACUCAGGGUCGGAGGCCAUGUCAGUGGGGGGGUACGGCGAGGACGUCAGGACGCUUCCUCCCCCACAGUACGGAGCCCCCAUCCCUGACUCGCUCAAACACCACAAAGACCUGAUCUAUGGACACCCACUGUUUCCACUGCUGGCCUUAGUGUUUGAGAAGUGCGAGCUGGCCACCUGCUCCCCUCGAGACCCUGCCUCCUUCUCCGCCACCUCCCACCUCACGGGCAUGACCAACCACAGCGACGUCUGCUCCUCGGAUUCCUUCAACGAUGACAUCGCUGCCUUCGCUAAACAGAUUCGUUCAGAGAAACCCAUAUUUUCGUCCAAUCCUGAGCUGGACAACUUGAUGAUCCAGGCCAUACAGGUUCUUCGCUUUCACCUACUGGAGCUGGAGAAGGUGCACGACCUGUGUGACAACUUCUGCCAUCGCUACAUCACCUGUUUGAAGGGCAAAAUGCCCACGGACCUGGUCAUGGAUGAUCGGGAGGGCGGUUCCAAGUCGGACAUGGAGGACUUCAAUGGAUCCUGCACCAGUCUGUCAGAGCAGAAUGCAUCAUGGCUCCGGGAGCCAGAUGAAUGUGCCUCUACUCCUCUGGGAACACCAGGAACCUGUGGCCUGCCCUCACACAGCACAGCAGACAACUGUAGCGACCCAGGCGAUGGUCUGGAUGGAGGAGUGGGCUCCCCCAGCACAGGAGAGGAGGAUGAGUCGGACAGAGACCGGAGGAACAACAAGAAGAGAGGGAUCUUCCCCAAAGUGGCCACAAACAUCAUGAGAGCAUGGCUCUUCCAGCACCUGUCGCACCCAUACCCAUCUGAGGAGCAGAAGAAGCAGCUGUCACUUGACACGGGACUCACCAUCCUACAGGUCAACAACUGGUUCAUCAACGCCAGGAGGAGAAUAGUUCAGCCGAUGAUUGACCAGACAAAUCGCUCAGGUCAGGGUGGUCCCUACAGCCCAGAGGGAGCGGCCCUCGGGGGCUACGGGCUUGACGGACAGGCCCACCUCGGUCUACGAGCAGCAGGUCUCCAGGGGAUGUCCUCUCUGCAUGGCGACUACUCCAGCGCUCUCCUGGCCCAGCAAGGCUACCCUCCCCACCCAGGACCUUCCCUCCACCCUUACCCGGGCCCACACCCCCACCCCGCCAUGCUGCUCCACCCGCCACCACACGCACACCCUGCAGAGCCACUCCUCACGCAGGGACUGGACAUACACGCACACUAGCUGUAGGCGGAGUCGGGGGUGUGCGUGUGAAGGAAAAUUACUGUAUGAAUGUGAGUGUGAGUGAGUGUGUUUGGCUAGAUAUGUAAGUGUGUUUGUGUGUGUGUGUGUCUGUGUGUGUGUGUGUGUGGGUGUGUGUGUGUGCGUGUGCGUGUGCGUGUGCGUGUGCGUGUGCGUGUGACUGUGUAAUGACGCACACAGUACACUAUUUAAAGAAAAAAAGACACAUUGCUCUGAAAGUUUACAUUCCCCACUGAAAGACACUGACCUCAAUGUAGCUGUUCCACUUGCUUACACACAAACACACAGACAGACACACACCCAGACACACACACACACACACACACACACACACACACACACACACACACACACACACACACACACACACACACAUACACACCGUCUGGUUUAAGCCAUACCUCUUUCAGAGUAGAAGUGCUUCCUCCUCUCCAAAUGUUGCCACUGUGUCCUGUGGGUGAGACAAAUGCUUUAAACUACACUUCCCAUCAGCCCCAUCAUGCCUGCUGAAACCACAGGAAUAUGCUCAACUGGAUCAGAGACACAGAUGAUUAUUGAUCCUCAGACUUUUGUACCACAGCACACUGACGUUACUGGAUGGGACUUGAUCCUGUGAACACGCCUUUUUCACAACCCCCUGUCUUCCUGUGCACGCUGACUGUCAAAGAUACACACACACACAACUUCACACACACUUUAUUUAAAGCUGAUUUGAGUUGUUUUUUUCUUAUUCUAUUUUUCUAUUUAAGUGUGCCACUCCAGGCGGUUGUAGACUCACAUGAGCUUGUUGAAAUGUUAGUGCUCUUCCUCAGCAUGAAGCUAAACACUAUGAAUGACUUCCAGUCUGCCUCGCUCUCGUACCACUGAGCUCCUUAAAAUGCCAACAGGGGUCCGAUACCUUAGGAUCUUUCCUACACACUCACAUACACAACAUACACACAUACACACAGCAAGACACGCUACACUGAAAGCCAUUUCUACACACAGACAUACAAACACACACAAACUUCUGUAAGCAUUUCUAGUACAGGUUUGUUUGUCGCAGCCAGCGUUGUGUGAGGGGAGCUGCGGCCAAAGGACUCUUCAAACAUUGAGCUCCCUCUCCGCACUGCUUGGAGCGCUGCAACAUUUCUGAAUGAUGAUGG
This is a messenger RNA of Platichthys flesus (European flounder), 2622 nucleotides long. RefSeq names its product myeloid ecotropic viral integration site 3 (gene meis3). The record is from RefSeq and is a predicted model, not a curated record. Lineage: Eukaryota; Metazoa; Chordata; Actinopteri; Pleuronectiformes; Pleuronectidae. Bases 53 to 1459 code for a protein of 468 amino acids. Gene Ontology annotation, molecular function: RNA polymerase II cis-regulatory region sequence-specific DNA binding; DNA-binding transcription activator activity, RNA polymerase II-specific. The transcript is spliced from 12 exons. Gene Ontology annotation, biological process: positive regulation of transcription by RNA polymerase II; eye development; embryonic pattern specification.